Molecule: messenger RNA, 1062 nt
Organism: Glycine soja
Lineage: Eukaryota; Viridiplantae; Streptophyta; Magnoliopsida; Fabales; Fabaceae
Exons: 3
Coding region: 204-659 (151 amino acids)
Source: RefSeq, a predicted model, not a curated record
AAAAGAAAAAACACACGCAUUGCGUUUCUUCUUUUCCCCCAAAACGCACAUUUCAACGUUCCCAAGCCUCUUCUCUUUUUUCACUUCACCUUUUCUCUCCCCCUACCCACUCUGCUGAUUUGGGAUGAGAUCGAGAAAAUACAGUGCAGAGCAACAAACAGUGCCGCCGGCGAUGAGGACUCCGUGUGAGUGCGCCGGCGACGAUGACGGGAUUCACCAAAUGCGAAGGCGAGUUGCAUGUUCUCUAUGAACUCAACGAACAUGGGCUUUGGCUGCGUUUUUUCCCGUCAUUCAAUGAUAGUGGAACCAUGAAACCAACAUCAUCGCCUAGCAUGGAUCAAAGCUCAACUUUGGAUGCAUUAGUCAAUGACAAUAAGAUCCCAACUCCUAUACAUGCAGGAGCAUCUACUUCCAUCUCUGUUCAUCUUUCUGAUUCCUGUUGCACAGAUAAUGGAGCUUCCCCAGAAAAACACCUUACAGAAAAUACGCCGUCAAAACCUCAAACUGAAAAGGCUCAAAAUGGAAAGCGCAAAUACAACAAGAAGGAGUACAAUUUGCCUCGCCGUGGUUCAAAGCGUCUUGCCGGAAUUAAGGUUGAUAACUUAAGACAAGCAGAUUCAGGCGAGUUGCUAUUAAUCAAUCAUGUGAGAGUAAAAUGAUCACAAACAUGGAUGAACACCCUUGUUGCUUGCCUACUAAAAUAUUUGAUGCAGUUGAAGGUGGGCCAGAAAGUAAUAGCAAAUUUGACAAUACUUUUGAAGAGCAUAUGAGAGCCCUUGAAAAUGAAGUAAAGGUUUAUGGAAAGUUAGAUUAUUCUAUUGACUUUGCCAUUGAAGAACUACUAAAAGACCCAUGUAUUGCAUUUGCAUUACAAACUCUUACUGGAGUUACGAUUGAAACCUACUACAAAAACUCCCAAAUGUCUUCUUAAUUCUAGUUUUGUGUACAUUGUAGAAGUUGUUAUCGUGCCCCUUUUGGCUGGUCUUUAAGCAAGCUAUAAAACUUUAUCUUACUUCAAUCCAUUAAUUCUUGUAACUUAGUUGAGAUACACAUAUUUUUAUA